AUGGACGAGAUGCGUGCCAUGCUGGAUCAGCUGAUGGGGGAGGACAGGAAUCUAGGCGCCACUGAGAAAGCCAAGUACAAGAAGCGGCACCACACCGAUAAAGACGUGUGCAAGUUCUACUUGUCGGGAUUCUGUCCCUAUGAGGAAUUCAGACGCACGAAGAACGACUGUGGCGAUUGCCCCGGCAUCCACGACGAUGGAUGCAGGGCACAGUACGAGGCGGAGGACGACCGCACCAAGGAGCGCCUGGGCUACGAGGCGGAGCUCCUGCGCUGGUUGGAGAAGCUCCUGACCGACCUUCGGAAGCGCAUCGACAGCAACACCGUGCGCCUGCGUGCCGUGGAGAACCCCCUGCUCCUGCAUGAGGACCAGGCCAAGCUGGAUGCCAUGACGGCCCAGAUGAAGGAGCUGGUGGCUCGUGCGGAGAGACUGGGGGAGGAGGGGGAGGUGGACGGCGCGAUGGAGGCCACCAACGAAGCUGAGAAGCUCAAGGCCCAGCGCGCGGCAUUAGAGGCAGCAGCCGAGGCGCGAGCCGGGAACAACGCCCUCAAGAACCUGCAUCAGGAGGUGUGCCCCGUCUCGGGGCUCAUAAUCAACAACGAUGAGACGCGGCUCAGGGACCAUCACCAGGGAAGAAACUUCAAUGCUUGGAAGAAGCUGCACGAGGUGCACGCCCGCCUGCUGGAGGAGCAGCGCGCCCGCAGCGAGCGCCUGCGUGCCCUGCGCGGCGCCGGCCCCGACGAGGCCCCCGCCAAGCCGCGGGACUGGAGCCACUCCAGCCGAGAGCGGGAGGCGUCCAAUGGGGCGCGGCGCAGGGACCGCAGCUGGGAGCGGGGGGGCCGCGACGAGCGGGAUCGCCGCUACCGCGAUCGGUCGAGGGAGGCGCGGCCGCUGCGGCACGGCGACGGCAGGGGGCCCCGCGACGAGACCGGACGGCGAAGGAGGGAGGAGGGGGCGCGGGAUGCGGGGGGCCGGAGCCGCAGCCGGGACCGCCGGCCAGCAAGGGACUACGACGAGGGGCGGGGCCAGGACAGGAAACCCGUCGGAUCAGCGCAGCAUGGCGCCGCCGAGGAGGGUGAGAUCUGA
Auxenochlorella protothecoides is the source of this 1086-nucleotide messenger RNA. Its product is annotated as Luc7-like protein 3. Gene Ontology annotation, molecular function: mRNA binding. Gene Ontology annotation, cellular component: U1 snRNP; U2-type prespliceosome. The record is from RefSeq and is a predicted model, not a curated record. Gene Ontology annotation, biological process: mRNA splice site recognition. The transcript is spliced from 4 exons. Lineage: Eukaryota; Viridiplantae; Chlorophyta; Trebouxiophyceae; Chlorellales; Chlorellaceae. Bases 1 to 1086 code for a protein of 361 amino acids.